Molecule: messenger RNA, 1332 nt
Organism: Triticum aestivum (bread wheat)
Lineage: Eukaryota; Viridiplantae; Streptophyta; Magnoliopsida; Poales; Poaceae
Product: DNA-directed RNA polymerase III subunit RPC8
Exons: 8
Coding region: 437-1063 (208 amino acids)
Biological process (GO): DNA-templated transcription; transcription initiation at RNA polymerase III promoter
Cellular component (GO): RNA polymerase III complex
Source: RefSeq, a predicted model, not a curated record
CUAACGCACGCUUCCCCCAAAAAAGAAAAAACCUAACGCUCGCAGGCUGCGCGCACGCCGCCGCCCAGUGCUCUGCUGUCGUCCGCCGGCGCUGUCCCCCCCGUUUCCGGCCUUCCCCAGCCCGGUGGCCGUGCCCCGUGCAACCUGGUCGUGCUUCAUUGCUUCUGCGUUUGCGCCGUGCGCCCCUGGUGGCCCCGGCCAGCCAGCCGGCCUUCCCCCGCGGCGGCGACGAGCAGAGCAGCCGACGAGGCGACGAAGGACUCUUCCGCUGCGCCCCGGGCCCGUGCUUCUGCAGUCGCCGGCUGUGUGUGGCCUGCCGCUGACAACUGCAGCCGCGGCGCCCUUACUCUCGCUGGUACAUCAUAUGGUUAGACAUUUCUGCUUGCAGCUUGUCCAGGGUUUAAUAUUUUCCUCGCUCCACUGCUGGACGUGAAAGAUGUUCGUUUUGAGCCAGAUUGAGCACAACCUGCCGAUGCCUCCGCACUUGCUGAAUCGCCCUCUUGUCGACGCCAUCAAGGCCGAGCUUGAGAGGCUCUUGCUGGAUAAGGUGGUUGCAAAUCUCGGGCUCUGUGUGUCCGUCUAUGACAUCCUUUCCGUCGAAGGUGGAUUCAUCUUUCCAGGAGAGGGCUGCUCGACGUAUAAAGUUUCCUUUCGGUUAUUGAUGUUCAGGCCCUUUAUUGGGGAGGUUCUUGUUGGGAAGAUCAGUGGAUAUGAUGAGAAGGGUUUACAAGUUUCACUUGAUUUUUUCAGCGAUAUAUGCAUUCCGGGACACUUGAUGCAAUUUGGCACAGUGAGGGGGGAGGACGGUAGGUGGGCGUUGAAGACUGAAGAUGGUGACGAACUUCAUCUUGACACUGAUGAUGAGAUACGAUUCCUGGUGUCUAGCAUAAAGUACCCACCUAUACCAGUUGAGCAAAAGGAGGACGACAAGCCAUUUGCUCCGAUGCAGAUCAAUGGAAGUAUCAAAGGAGAUGGUCUUGGCCUUCUUGCCUGGUGGGCGGCAGGUGAAGAGGAGGGCGAGGAAGAGGAAGAGGGCGAAGAAGAGGAAGAGGAAGAGCAAUAGCAGCAAGUUGUUUGCGGAAACUUUUUUGUGCAACUUUUUAGUAUCGCAGUUUCACUAGCACUCGAAGAAGAAAAAUGGUCAGACUCGAAGUGGGAAAUACUACUACAUGGCACUUCGAGACAUCCUAGUUGAGGUUGCAACUAUCGGUGGGUGGUGUUUCCUGUUGAAUUGGGUCAUGUGAUUUUGGCUGAGUCAACAAUUUCUCAAGGAGCAUUCCCAUUCAAUUAUUUUAAUCCACUAUGCUCCUUAAUUUUGGAGCUUUUCCAUUU